Messenger RNA from Closterium sp. NIES-65, 1479 nucleotides. Lineage: Eukaryota; Viridiplantae; Streptophyta; Zygnematophyceae; Desmidiales; Closteriaceae. The record is from the annotation of a GenBank genome assembly.
AUGUCGCUCACCAAGACUCUGAACAAGCGUGUUCCCGAGCCUGUGACCAUUCUCGGCCGCCCAUUGGUCAUCUGGUUCGAUCGGGUGUCUGACCAAUGGCGGGUCUUCCAUGACCUCUGCCCUCACAGGCUAGCCCCGCUAUCAGAGGGGCGGAUCCAUGAAUCAGGGCAGCUGCAGUGCUCCUACCACGGAUGGACGUUCUCAGGAGAAGGCUCGUGCGGGCUCAUUCCUCAGGCUCCUGCAGAUGGACCAGCGGUGAACGCCUCCCCUCGAGCAUGUGCGCGGGUGUACCCCAGUCGGGUGCAUGAAGGCAUCAUCUGGUUCUGGCCGGACUGCUCGCCCUCCGCUGCUGCUGAAGCAGCUGCUGCCCCGCCUCCCCCAUCCCUCCCUGAGUUUGGUGAUCCAAGCUUUCGAUACGACACGGGCAUGGCAGACCUAGAAUAUGGCUACGAGAUGCUGAUGGAGAAUCUGCUGGACCCAGCGCAUGUGCCCUUCGCGCAUCACAAGUACCAGGCGGAUCGUAACAAGGCGGGGCCACUACCGUCCAUGGCGGUAACCAGCAUCACCGCACGGGGCAUCGAGGGCACCAGCUUUGUGGGCAGCGGCCUAGCUGCUGUGGUCCCUCCCUGCACGCUCAUUCAGAAGCUGCUCAUCGGGGGGAAAGUGCCAGAGGGGUCGGGCAAGAAGCAGCGGACGGCAAUUCUCUUCUUCCACUGCAUUCCCCGCUUGCCGGGGCAGAGCCGCCUCAUCUGGUUCUUCAUGAACAACAUCAUCCCCCCCUGGGUGCCCAUGCCCCCGGAGUGGUUCGUGCACUUGACACGGAUGAAAGUGCUAGACACUGACCACCCGUUGCUGCACCUCACGGAGCGGCGGCUGGAGGAGGAGGGAGGGGCAGAGCAGGGGGUAAAGAGCUACUACACUCCAACAUCGGCGGACUCAUUUGUCUCGGCCUAUCGCUCCUGGCUGCUCAGAUUUGCGGGCGGCAAGGCCCGCUUUCCUGCCUACGUGAAUCCGGAACUGCCUCCUGCCAAGUCGAGGCGGGAGAUUCUUGACAGGCAGCGCUUCCACGUGCGGCUGUGCCCCGACUGCCAGCGAAACUCGGAGGAGAUGCUCUUUUCUUCCCUCUCCCCACUCUAUGCCCUCUACCCCUCUCCUCCCCUUAAACAUCUCCACCCUCGCCAACACUGCAGGCAGCGCUUCCACGUGCGGCUGUGCCCCGACUGCCAGCGAGUGCAGCGCUGGUCUGACCGCCUCUGCACUGCCCUCUGGGCCGCGUCCCUCCUCCUCCUCGCCGCCACCGCCCUUCUUCCCAUCGCCCCGCUUGCCAUUCGGCAAGCUGCAGGCCCCAUGGGUGCUGUUUUUGCAGCGGCAGCUGCGAUGGUGUGUGCAGCUGCUGCCCACUGGCUGAAGGGAUUCAUCGAGAGGAAUUAUGUGUAUGAGGACUUUGUUCAUGCGCUUUGGUACCCUGCGAAGAAGUAA